UGUGUUCUUCUGUCCGGGUUAUGGCGUAUCUUAGGGGUGGACGGCUUUGGGUCCGCGCUGCGGUCAUUUUUAUUGUUUUUAUGGGGACUUUCGCUCAAGUUACGUUGCCGAAAGAGUCCAUGCAAUCGAAUAAUAAAUGCCAGGUUUACGAAAAAUUACCGUGUGGCGUCCCGGCUAUUAGUAGCACCGAUUGCGACGCUUUAAACUGUUGUUUCGAUGGUCAGACGUGUUAUUACGGGAACGCAGUAACUGUGCAGUGCACCAGGGACGGGCAGUUUGUAGUUGUGGUGCCCACAAGUUCCACUGUGCCCCAGCUGGAUGUGGGUUCCCUUGCGUUGCAGGAUGGGAAACAACAAGCACCUUGUCUCCCUGUUAAUACUACCAACUAUUUUGCCAUCUACAACUUCCCAGUCACUGCCUGUGGCACUACAACUACUGUGCAGGGAGGUGCUGUAGUGUAUGAGAACAAGAUGUUCUCCUCUUAUGAAGUUGUGGUUGGACCCCUAGGCUCCAUCACAAGAGGCUCAAUCUUCAUUCUGCUGUUCCAGUGCAAGUACAAUGGCUCGGAUGUGGUCUCCCUGGCGGCUGAGAUCAACACGGUGCCGCCACCCCUUCCAGUAACUGCUCCAGGGCCUCUGAGGGUAGAGCUGCGGAUUGCCAAUGGCCAGUGUGCCUCAAAAGGCUGCAGUGAAGGAGAAUCUGCUUAUACAUCAUACUACCAGGCAACUGACUACCCUGUUACCAAGGUGUUGCGGCAGCCUGUGUAUGUUGAGGCGCACAUCUUGGAAAGGAUGGACCCCAACAUUGUCUUGCUUCUGGAGAGCUGCUGGGCCACAAGCACCCCUAACCCCCUCAGUGUACCCCUAUGGAGCCUCUUGGUUAAUGGGUGUCCCAACCAGAGUGACAAGUACAUAACCACCUUGGUUCCUGUAAAUGCAUCUUCUGGGCUUCCCUUCCCAACCCAUUACAAGAGGUUUGUCGUCCAGAUGUUCACCUUUGUGGAUGCUCUCUCCACUGCAUAUCUGAAGGAGAAGGUAUUCAUCCACUGCAGUACUGUAGUGUGCACCCCAUCUGCCACAGACAGCUGUGAGCAGAGAUGCUCCCGGAAACGGAGAGCUGUACGACGCAUCCCCAGCCGUGAGAAGAUCCUGGUCUCCAGUGGCGAGUUCAAUGUUGUGUUUGAGCCUCCAGCCCCAGUGAAGCAACAGAAUAAUGUGCCCCAGUCACUUGGCUAUACCAUGUGGGGAAUGGCAGGUGUUGCUGUGCUGGGAACAGUGGCCUUGGUGGGAGCUGCUGUUUGGCGUUCACAACAUCGACCACGGCAGUAAAAUGGAUAUGAAUGUCAAUAAAUGAGCAUUUCCUUUG
Molecule: messenger RNA, 1365 nt
Organism: Brienomyrus brachyistius
Lineage: Eukaryota; Metazoa; Chordata; Actinopteri; Osteoglossiformes; Mormyridae
Product: zona pellucida sperm-binding protein 4-like
Exons: 9
Coding region: 21-1328 (435 amino acids)
Biological process (GO): prevention of polyspermy; binding of sperm to zona pellucida
Cellular component (GO): egg coat
Molecular function (GO): structural constituent of egg coat; acrosin binding
Source: RefSeq, a predicted model, not a curated record